Molecule: messenger RNA, 1830 nt
Organism: Saccostrea cuccullata (small rock oyster)
Lineage: Eukaryota; Metazoa; Mollusca; Bivalvia; Ostreida; Ostreidae
Exons: 1
Coding region: 1-1830 (609 amino acids)
Biological process (GO): proteasome-mediated ubiquitin-dependent protein catabolic process; protein polyubiquitination
Molecular function (GO): ubiquitin protein ligase activity; zinc ion binding
Source: RefSeq, a predicted model, not a curated record
AUGUCUUAUGAAUAUCAGCUUCUUCCGGUGACCUACAGGAACGUGUCUCUGAUGGAGAACCUGGAAUUCGAGGAUGACAAGCUGACCUCGGUUGAGGUUCCUUCGCUAAGCGCCAACAAACUCAAGUGCGAGCCCUGCAAUAAUGACAGCUUGGAGGUGGUGGAUGCCAUUUACUUUUGCAAAAACUGUUUGGAAGGACUGUGCGAAACAUGCGCCAAAUACCAUAGAAAUAUGAAAGCUCUAAGAAACCAUGUCGUCAUAGAGUUGGGUGAAACGUCAUCUUCCAUGGCUCUAAAGCCCCUUGCCUCCUUUGGAACUGCUACUGGCAACCAUUGUAACAUCCAUCCACAUAAAGAGCUGGAUUUCUUUUGCGUCGACCACCAGAGUACCUGCUGCGUCAUGUGCAUCGCGCUCGGUCACAGAAAGUGUGAGAUCGUCAAAAGCGUUGACCAGGUUGACAUCGGGACUGAUUUUGGACUGUCCACCGCCUCUUUGUUCCAGAGAGCAGAUAAAUGUGCUAGUUACGCUCAGUCAGUUGUAUCCACAAAGGAACGCAGUCUCCAGUACCUCCAGGACCAGAAGAAUAAAGCGACGGCACGAGUUGCUUCUAUGAUUCGAAAUACCAAAACCAUCCUCGAUACCCUUGAAUCGAACAUUAAUCAGGACAUAGAUAAUGUUGACCAGCAGCAAAGAAUGCAGCUUCAAGAUCAAGUUGAACGUUACCGAAAGAUCGUCAGCGAGAUUAACGAGACCAAAAAUAAACUAGAAACUUCAGUCAAAUUUCAAACGAAACUGAACGUCCUCCAACAAGCCCCACGACUGGAAGAGCUGUGUCGGAAGUAUGAACACGAGUUCCAAAACGAUAAAGACAAAGACAGCGAAAUAACCUUUGGAUGGUCACCGGAUGCAGUCUUAGACAAUCUAGCACGAGUGCAGGAUAAUAUUGGGAAAAUGCAUCUGACGCCAAUUCAAAGGCUGGAAGCACCACACCAUCCAAGUCGGAAAAUUUACUGGGACAAAAGAAUAAUCAAGCGAUCCGAAUUCAAUGCCAAGACUGGGUCUGACAAAAGCAAUUGUCUCUUUACAGGCGCUGGUUUCACAAGCAAGGGUGAGAUCGUUCUAGCAGACCACAGCAACCGGAAAAUUAAACUUUUCACAAGAACCGGCACUCUCCGCCAUCAACUCCGCUGUGAAGAUCAACCUUGGGAUGUUUGCAUGGUGGACGAUGACAAUGUUCUCGUCUCCUUCCCGGCAAAGCAAAAAAUCCAAGUCUUUCGCGUCCGUGAAAAGAUCAUUCCGAUCCGCAAUAUUGCAGUAGACGGAAAUUGCCACGGAGUAUCGCAUAGUGGUGGGAAACUUGUGGUCACUUUUUCUGAUGACUACAAAAGCUGCAUUGGUUCCGUGAAAUACAUGGAUAUGCAGGGGAGAGUCACGCGCAACAUCAACACAAAUUCAACACACAAGUUCGUGUUUGAAUGGCCACACUUUGUCCAUUUCGACGGGGAUCGCAACUGCGUAUAUGUGACCGACGAAAGCAAUGGGUCGGUAGUAAAGAUAAUGCAAUCAGGAGCAAUCCAGUGGAUCUGUCGGGAAGCUAUUAUCAAAAGUCCAACCGGAAUUGACGUGGACAAUGAAGGCAACAUCUUCGUCUGCGCAUUCCAUGCCCGUACGUUGGUACAGUUGUCACGAGAUGGACACGUGGCCAAAGAGAUGCUGACAGACGUGGAAAAUCCUUUGAAAAUUGCUUUCGACAAACUUAAAAACAACUUUGUUCUGACCAAUGGAUUCACUACAUCCCAAAAUUUCAUUGGAAUAUAUCAAUGCAUAUAA